AUGCGCCCCUCCAAGCCCAGGAAGCCACCCUCGUCCACGCUCCCGGUCCUCUUAACCUCCCUGGCCGGGGGCACAGUCAGGCUUGUUAGAAAAGUCAACCCGAUAGUGAAGUUCGACUCCGAGCCGCCCACCGGCGGAGAACUCCCGAGACGGGAAAGGCCAGAUUUGGCGCGGGACUCCAGUAGAUUUUCGGGGGGCGGGUUUAUUAAUCAGACUUCCGGGGACGCUUGGCAUCCGGGAGCCGUGGGCUCCCCGGGCUCUCGCCGCGGCGCCUCCCCGCCCGCUCGGGCCUCGGACGGCGGAAGCGCGGGGGCUGAGAGCGGCGCAGCGGCGGGGCGCGCGCUGGUCCGGCUGUGCGCCACGGGGCGGGCGGGCGCCAGGGAGCGCGUCCGUCCGCCUCUGGGCUCGGAGCCUCGCUUGCUCGUCCAGAGACCCGGCCGGCUCCAGUCCCCGGCCGCCGCCGAGGGAAGAGCUCUUCGGGGGCCCUCGGGGCGCUUCACGCCCUUAGGUUUGCUGGGAGUUUAUUGGCAGCUUUCAGAGAAGGAAGUUCCUUUGCAGUCUGUUCAGGAAAAGGAUGGGAGUGGCAUGGCACAGGAUGCUUUCUAUCUUCAGUCACUUAUUACUAAUGCAUUCCAUGAUGAAGGAUUUCAGAAAAUAAGAGAAUAUUUUCAACAGAGAGAGCGCCACGUUCCUCAAAAAUAUAAUAAUCUUUUGUUACACCAUCUUGACAGAUCAAUAAAUAAGGAACUGGAUAAAAAUGAAUUCCAGCGUGUUUCACUGUUGCUGAAAUGUGUUCAGCGAUUCUUCAUUGAUGGCCUCAAAGAAGAUGAGCCUUUGCUAAUUCAGCAGGGACUGAUCCCAAAGAUGGUUUCCUGGUUUGAAAGAACAACAGGAUUUCUGACCAUGACAGACCUAGCCUUGGACACAUCUCUGAUUAAUGUGACAGAAGACUUUUUUGACACAGCCUUGAUUAUUUCCAGAAGUAGUAGUAAAGGGAAAAGUCAGAUGUUGGGUUCCUUCAUAUUUACCUUAGGAUUUCUGGUGACAGAAGAGAGUGUAAAUCAUUUGAUCCAGCAGGAGGCACUGAGGACCUUGAACUGCAUUCUGCAAGCUGUACCUCGGGAAGAGAGAAGACAGCUUGUCUUGUCGGAAGGCUCGUGUCGUCUUAUGAAAGACCUUGCAAGGACAAUCUUGACUGUGGGUGACUAUAACCAACAGGCGGCUCUUUGUGAAGCAUUGUGUAGACUGACCAUGAAAAAAUCAAGGGAAAACUUUGUCCAUCAGUGGUUUGAAGAUGAUACCAUUGCUGAGGCUUUCAAAGAAAUUAAGGAUCGAGAAUUUGAGACGGAUUGUAGACGGUUUCUCAAUCACCUAAAUGACAGACUUGGUGACCAAAGAAGGGUCUGUUCAUUUCCAUGCAUUGCUGCUUUUGCUGAUGAGCAUGAGAUGAGAAAACCUGCAGAUGAAAAAUUAGAGAAAUUUUGGAUUGAUUUCAACCUAGGAACUAAGAGUGUAACUUUUCAUAUAAACAAUCCUGAGAGCGCUUUAUGGGACUCAGUAAGACUUUUGAAGGAAGCAGUGAUUAAUUUCAGCAUAACAGAAACUGAGAUGAAGAUGCUCAGAAUUUACCUGAAGAAGCCUAUUAAUAUCAGAAACAAAGAAGUGAUGAAAAUAGAAAUUCAUUUUGAAUUGCAGUUCAACAUAGCACAAGCUUCCAUUAAAGCUUUAGGAGAUGACCAACAGGUGAGGCCUGACCAGACGAAAAUCUCCUCAGACCUUUUUGGUGAGUUGGAGAAAGAAGGCACUGAGAUUCCUAGCAGCCACGAAAGAGAGACAGACCAAGCAAAGGAAUCUACCGAGCUGGCAGAGUUAACCAGUGCUGAAGAUAACCAUUGCCUAACAACUCUCCCCUUAAAUAACCAGUCUGAGCCUGCUGUGAGUACAGGGAACUGGGGACAAGAUUCUGAACUCUAUCAACCAGGAUGCUGGCAGGUGGAAGCUGACUCUCUGGCUUGUUGUCCAUUUUCUCCUGGUCAACCAUCUCUCUCCUUUUUCACUAUCCCCUCCUUUAAAUUACUUUUGCCUGCCGUGUUUGUUUUUUCUCGACUUUCACUCAUCUCGGCUCUCUUGCGGAAUGUGUCACUUGUCUGGCUUUACUUCAUUCCCUCAUUUGGGAUCUGGAGACUGAUUACUUCAGAACUCGAGUAUUCUUUAGAUUUACAAGAACCAUCAGCAAAAAUGCAGGGUCCUAAAUUAAAUGAUACAUCUAGGGAAGGUUCUGCUUUUGAGGGUGACAGAAAGCAGGAAACAAGGAUGUCGUUUAAUUAUAGGAAACACCUCUUCUCGGAGAGUAAUGAAGAUUCAAAUAGUAGUGCCAGUGAACUGUCUUGGACCAGUAACCAAAAAAGGAAAUCCCUGAAGUCAUAUCCUAGUAGAAAAAAGAUAAGAACCAGAAGUAACAUAAAAAACUUGCCACUUUUGCCUCUCAGUAGUGUCAGUGACCUUGAGGAAGAUCAAGCUAAAAUUCUAACACCAUUACGGAAAGAUACCUCCAGGCCAAAUAAUGUCACACCUCCAAAAAUUUCUGGAACGAAAUUUGAGAGUAGUUCUGCCUUUUUAACUCCUGAAGAUUCUGCCCAGAAGAUAGAACUUCAAAGUCCCCACCCACUGAGCGAUCUCUCUUCCUUGGAGCACUCAGAUGUUGAAGAAAAUGUAUCUGAGACUGUGACCCAAGAGUCAUUGGUGAAAAGUACUAGCUUCAAACAUAAACUGCAAAACUUGGAAGACAGAGACAGAGCAGAUGGUCAUUUCGCUGAGUGGAAGCAGUCUCGAUUGGAAGAAGGUGAUGCUCCAGGAUGCCUUUCCUCAGUGGCAGAAGAAACAGACUUGGCAGAGGGCAUUUCUACUUCAUCCUUAGAAGUUAUUCCAGAGAACUUGAAAGGUUCUGCAAUGAUCACUACCUUUGAAAACUUCACUAGAGAAGUGAAAAGAAAAUACGAGCUUAGGUACGGAAGGAGUCCACUUUAUUCAGAAACUGCGAAGCAAGCACCAGACUGCCUAAUAAAACUUUUAAACCAGAUACAUCUGUGCAGACUGAAUAAACUAGAACAGUUUCACGCUUUCGUUCUUCAAGAGCUGAGCAAUCUUGAGAAGGAUAUUGGGGGUCUGCAACGCCUUGAGGAGGAUGUUCUGGAAUUUUGGGGGAAACAGUCUGAUGAUCUGAAAUCAUUCUGUGAACUGCAGCUGCUGAGGGGGGUGCCCACUGGACGAGAGCUCUUUGAGCAGAGACCUUGUCUGAUCGCUUCACCAUUUUAUCCCAAACCCUAG
Physeter macrocephalus (sperm whale) is the source of this 3327-nucleotide messenger RNA. It is a transcript of the gene SYCP2L, whose product is annotated as synaptonemal complex protein 2 like. Bases 1 to 3327 code for a protein of 1108 amino acids. The transcript has 32 exons. Gene Ontology annotation, cellular component: condensed chromosome, centromeric region; lateral element. Gene Ontology annotation, biological process: mitotic G1 phase; meiotic nuclear division. Lineage: Eukaryota; Metazoa; Chordata; Mammalia; Artiodactyla; Physeteridae. The record is from RefSeq and is a predicted model, not a curated record.